AUGUUUGCUCGUCGUAAUGGUUCCAGAUUAAAAUUGAAUGAAACAUAAAAAAACUUUGUAAUCAAGGUAAUUAUUUUCAUUCAUACUUUAAUAGAGAGCAUGCUCUACUAACAAAUCCUCUAUUUCUAGUCUAAAUACCAGUAAUUCUUCCAAAUUUUUUGUAAAAGAAAUUUCUUAUUUUAUUAGUAAUUUGAAGAUAAAACACAUCCAGAAGAUGGAAAACUAUUGGAUUUAUUAUCAGAAAAUGAAAAUUUAUAGAAAUCUUAAAUUUAUCAUCUCUAAAUGAGUUCUUUCCAAAUUCAUAAUGAUGAAUCUGUCUAAUAAAGAUGUAAAUAUCUAUUAUCUUAUAUUUAUUAUAGAUGCCUUAUCAGAUGAUGUAAAUAACCCUUAAUUAAGAAGAAAUAUCACUUAUAAUUGGCAUUAUCAUCAUGACCAUUAACAAUACCUAUGUUAAGAUACAGUUUCUUUUAGUUUCUCUAUUAAAAAACAUGGAAUCAAAGAAAUGUUGAGAGCCAAGAUGAUUGAUUGGAUGAUUGAAGUAUUUGGAAAUUAUCCUACUACUACAACAUCAUAGACAUACUUUCGAGCUGUUGGUCUACUAGAUGCUUUUCUCAAAAAAACUUCUAUGUAUUAUUAUGAUGGAGAUGUGCAUCUAAUGGGCAUCAGUUGUAUGUUCAUAGCAUCUAAACUUGAAGAUAUAUAUCAUAUUCCAUUAAAUGACAUUGUAACUAGAGUAGGACAUAAUAAAUUUAAUAGUCUUAAAGUUAAAAAUAUGGAAUAAACCAUUUUGGAGACCUUAUAAUUUAAUGUCUAUUUUCCAACUCCUUUAGAUUAUUUAUAAAAUCUAUUUUACAAAUGUUUCAGUCUAAAUGAUAAGUAAUAUCUCAAAAUUUAUCUUUAGUUAGACAUUAUAAAAUAUCUAUGAAACAUGUAUAUAUAUAUUAAAAAUGUGUCUGCAUGAUUUACAUAUGCUUAAUUUUACACCAAAUCUCUUAUCAGCAGCUAUUGUAGGUUAUGCAGUUAGAGAAUACAUUGAUACAAAAUAAGAAAAUAAAAAGGCUGACAAUUUAAAAUUAAAUAAAUAAUCAGUAAUAAUUUUAUAUUUAAUAAUUUUAGUAAGAUUCUAUUGUUAAAAUUGCCAAAAUAGACUUUAAUACAUAUAAUGAAUGUUAAAAAUAAAUUACAGAGUUGAUUAACACUUUUAAAUCCAAAUAUCCAGAUCUUAAUAAUUUAGAAAAGUUUUCUUGA
This is a messenger RNA of Paramecium pentaurelia, 1248 nucleotides long. Lineage: Eukaryota; Ciliophora; Oligohymenophorea; Peniculida; Parameciidae. The record is from the annotation of a GenBank genome assembly.